Messenger RNA from Malus domestica (apple), 1756 nucleotides. RefSeq lists its product as uncharacterized. The record is from RefSeq and is a predicted model, not a curated record. Lineage: Eukaryota; Viridiplantae; Streptophyta; Magnoliopsida; Rosales; Rosaceae.
CUCGUCGUCUUAUCACCUUUGUUUUCUUUUUCUACCAUGGCUACUCGAACACAUAGACGCUGGUUCGGUUCUCGGACCCGAAACAACAAUCUCUGCUCACUACUCCAAAACCCUUGCUUUCUUCCUCAAACCCUAAAAAUGGUGACUACUCAGGCCGCUUCCAAACGACCCAUUUGCCCAUCGUGCUCCAAACCGGUCCGGCUCUGCCUCUGCACUCGGAUUCAGAACCCGGGGCUCCAUAACACUGUAAGUGUGACCAUUCUUCAACACAGCUUAGAAAAGAACCACCCACUUAAUUCCGCUAGAAUUGCUAGAUUAGGCCUCAAGAAUCUCAGUGUAGUUACUGUUUCUGAUGUGAAUUUUGAAUCCCGGUUCGUUAUCCGGCCGCCGGACUCGGUUUCUCAAAUGGGUUCGGACCGGAAUGGUUUGAAAAGUUUAGGUUUUGAUGAAGUUGUUGAAAGUAGAGAGACCCAGAAGCUGGGUUUUGAGUAUUGUGAUGGGUUCAGCCCAGGGGAAGAAAAUGUGGGAAAGUUGGGAUUUGGGUUAUCUGCAAAUUUGGCAGAAGAGAAAAACAAUAGUAGUUUGACUGAUAGUGAGAAAUGCAAUUUUGGUAGUGAUUUAGGUGAUAUGAGUAGUUCGCAAAACCGAAUAGGGGAUGUAGAUUUUUUGGAGAAAGAACAUGAAUUCAGUAGUGCAGAUUUCACUGAUGGUAGGCACGUAGAUGGGCAAUGCAAUGUCGAUGAGGUUUCUGCUUCUACUGCGUUGGAUGCAUUAUCCGGGGAUUCUGAUGUAGGUUUUGAUGCGGUUGAAGGUAUCGAAAUGGGUAAUGGUGAUCCUGUUAUAACUGCUACCAUUGGUAAGCAUGGCGUCAUUAGCUCACUUUCGCAUAAUUGGAUGCCACAAACUUGUUGCAAGGAUCUGAAAUUUGAUACGAUUUUAGACAUCGCAGAUGCGCGUGGUGCACUAGCAGAGGGGUUUGUUGUACGGAAGUUGCAAAAGCAGCCGGUGAAGGGAAGUGUGGAGUUGGAUGAGUAUGUGGAGUUUGAGGUAGAGAUUCCUCCUGGAUCUGUACUCUUAUUUCCAUCUGAAGAAGCAGUCAGUGUCGGGGACCUUGAGGCGAUGGAUAUUAAGGUGAAGAAUCUGAUUGUUUUGGAUGGAACAUGGUCAAAGGCAAAGAGAAUGUAUGGGGAAAACCCCUGGUUGAAACUCUUGCCGCACUUGAAGUUGAAUGUGGACAAGAUGAGCUUGUACAGUGAAGUGAGGCUUCAGCCGAAGCCGGGAUUUCUCUCCACCAUUGAGAGCAUUGUGUAUGCACUCAAGGCAGUAGGGGACAGCCCUGAGGGGCUGGACAACCUCUUGGAUGUUUUCAGGUCUAUGGUCGAGGACCAGAUACGAUGCAAAGAAGAGAGAUUAAGCAAUGUCUCGCCGGUUAGUUUUGUCCUCGAUUUCUCUUGCACACAAUUUCAACAUCAUCCUGAAACCUGACGAUGAAAGCCAUUGGAGGUGCUCGGUUUGUGUUUCAAGGAACCUGUUUGUGUAAAACCAUGUUUCAUGGAUAUCAAUGAAAUUGAAAACCAUGAAUUCUUGCCUACUCUUUUCAAUUAUUUAUGCUCGGUUUGUCAAAAUCCAACUGGUAAGCCACAAUGACAAACGGUUGUGUUGUGCUUGUCGAAAAUGUAUCGGUAACAUGUUGAUACGUUUUUGUUUUGAGUAGUCGGGGAAUGUUGAAUCAAAAUUAGAACGGACGUUUGUUGCA